AUGACGCUUCUUUAUAGUCCACUUCAUUCUCAGUAUGACCGCACUUGCACAGAACAUUUCAUCGCCUCUCCACUUCCACGUCCAAGCUCUGCCUCCUCCAACGCUGACCGUGCCUAUACGGACGCAAUCCCUCGACCGCGUUCUGCCGAACACCCAUCUUCUAGGAAAAACUCUAUUCCAGGUAAUCACGGUGGUAAUCCGCAUUGGUAUAGAGAUGUUAACGACAAGGGUCCCAGUAUUAUCGCUCCGUACCCGAAAAAAGCCCUGUGCUGCGCUGGUCUACGUCUGCUAAGUGGAUUUGGAUCUGACGAAAAACUUGUGAGCAUAAAAAGAGUGGUAGAAAGGGAGAGCAUGAAACUUUAUGGUGGAGUGAAAAACGAGUCCGAGGACGCUGGAAGUCUUGGACGUGAAAAAAUGACUUCUGAAGCUCUAGCCUUUGCCGAACUGAAGGAAAUCAUAGCUACUUCUUCACGUGAUUCUUCCCGCCCCGUCUCUCAAUCCGCUUCACCCACUUAUACAACUCACAUCUCACCUCCAAGCGUUUCUGACGACGAAGGCUCUGAAUACGACGACGACGAAGAGGCCAUGGCCCGUAUGAGUUACUCUACCUCGGCGAUCGAGAUCAGACAACCACACAAAAAUCGUAAUAUCGAAGGAAACCACUUUGAGGCUCUAAGACCAACGGUUCUUGAACGUCUGUCGGUCGACUAUUCUCAUCUGAUGUUUGGCUCGUCUCCAAUUACUCGCGCCAAUAACCCGCUUCCCUUGGACGAAUCGUUUUCACCUGAACAACGCUUUCCAGUCUCGAGUAACCCAAAAAGAUCCUCGUUCACGUAUAUGCAUAAGAAGAUGAGCACUGGUGAUUUGAACGCACCCUACGAUGAUGAGAGCCUAAAUGUAGACAAGCAUGGAAAUAUUGCGGAUAACGGUGCCACUAUGUCUUUCUCGAAAGGUUCCAGAGCGGCUAUUUUGUUGUCAUUGUCUGAAGGCGGACGAAGGAGAAGUCUUAGUGUCGGAAGCGUGAAUUUUAAGGCGGAGAACAAACCCAGGAGUGUUUGUUAA
Messenger RNA from Paraglomus brasilianum, 1062 nucleotides. Lineage: Eukaryota; Fungi; Glomeromycota; Glomeromycetes; Paraglomerales; Paraglomeraceae. The record is from the annotation of a GenBank genome assembly.